Messenger RNA from Dalotia coriaria, 2327 nucleotides. Its product is annotated as protein lozenge-like. The record is from RefSeq and is a predicted model, not a curated record. Gene Ontology annotation, molecular function: RNA polymerase II cis-regulatory region sequence-specific DNA binding; DNA-binding transcription factor activity, RNA polymerase II-specific; ATP binding. The transcript has 5 exons. The coding region runs from base 667 to 2040 and encodes 457 amino acids. Gene Ontology annotation, biological process: regulation of DNA-templated transcription. Lineage: Eukaryota; Metazoa; Arthropoda; Insecta; Coleoptera; Staphylinidae. Gene Ontology annotation, cellular component: nucleus.
AAGAGUAAAGGUCCCGCGAGCACGCUGAGCGCCGCACACACCGCCGCCGCUGCUGUCCGCGCCUCUCACGCUCACUCACGAGUGUCAGUCGGUGUGCUCGCCGCGCACUUGUCGCGGAUCGUCGUCGCGAAGAAGGCACCGCGGCCGCGACGAACCGCGCUCGGACACCUGUGGCGUCGCCGGCCGAAUUUUCCGCGAAAAGUUUGGAAGUUUCGCGCGCGCGAGGACCGUCGCGGAGCUCGCGCGAGCUCUCGCGUCCAGCGCGAACGCGUGACGUAAAAACCUGAAUGACUUAAUGAUUAUUCCGACAAUAAAACUGUCUGUAUAAACUGCGAACUCUACGAACCGCGGCACGUGAAUCAUCAAUGGAAAGUCGUUCGGCGAUCAGCAGCAGCGUGUUCGUUGCGUCAAGUCCGCGCUAAAUGUUUGCGCGCAAACACAGCGGGUUCUCCUCCAGCGAAACGUCGAGGACUUCACCGAAACAGACCAGCAGACACUAAUCGGAAGCGCGCCGAAUUCUUUCGUCCGCCCCACAGAAAGUUACUCGUGCGACGGAUCAACGCGGAUUUGUGCGCGCAGGACCCUUGAAAGUCGCUCGUCCUUUUCGGCGCGCGUUUUUUCUGUUCGUCUGGAAACUUGAACGAGCGACGCAGCUCCGAACCCCGAAUGCAUUUACCAGUGCCGCUUGCGCAAACCGAAGACUGGCCGAAGGGCGCCAACAGAAUGUGCGAGUCGACCACGGGCGGCUACAAUUCCGCCGCCGGCGGUAACAACAAUAACAACAACAACAACAACAAUCCGAACCAGGACGUCUGGUGGGUUGAGCAGCAUGUCCUCGAGCUGCAAGCGGAGCAUCCCAACGAGCUGGUGCGCACCGGCAGCCCGUACUUCCUCUGCUCAGCCCUGCCGUCCCACUGGCGCUCCAACAAGACUCUACCCGUCGCAUUCAAGGUGAUCGCACUUGGUGACAUCGGGGACGGCACGGUGGUGACCGUCCGCGCCGGCAACGAUGAGAAUUGCUGCGCUGAGUUGAGGAACUGCACCGCCGUGAUGAAGAACCAGAUCGCCAAAUUCAACGAUCUACGCUUCGUGGGCCGCAGCGGACGAGGAAAAUCGUUCACGAUCACCAUCACGGUGUCCACGACGCCGCCGCAAGUCACCACUUACAAUAAAGCAAUUAAGGUCACCGUCGAUGGGCCACGCGAGCCACGCUCCAAAACUAAUGGGCCGCAGGCGCAAAGACCCUUCAUCGACACGACGUUCUCGUCGCAUUUGCGCUACCUGCAGCAGGAGUAUCGGCGGAAAGGACCCGCGCAGCAGGCCGCGCCGCAAGCGUACAAACAAGAUUAUAAGCCGGACCCGCAAGAUGUGACGACGAGCGGGGCGAAUCCGUUGAGUGGCGGGCAGCAGCAGUGCCAAUCGAACUGGGCGGAAUACUCAUCGGCGUACAGUGCGUACAGCCCUCCACAGCCGCCGGGAUACUACGACCCACACCAAGACGCCGGCUCGCAGACGCUUCACUUACCCGCAGUCCUGCCUGAAGUCAGCCAGACGGAGUACAUCAACACCUCGCUGACUUCACCCACGACGCCGAUGUUCAACAGCGUCAAGGCGGAUCUGGAUCCCAUGGUUGGUGCAAGCCCGCGGUACAACGAGUCCUCUGGUUAUUACCCCAAUAACUGGACACCGCACAACACCAACUAUGCCAACUACCCCAGUUAUUACAACGCGCCCAAUAAUAACCAGCAGUAUGGCAAUGCACCGCACAUGGUCCUCUACCCACACAUUUACCCAACGGUCAACCAGAACCAGAUCCACGUGCACCUGCAUGGUCCAGCCACGGAUAAGAUCUUCGACAACUUCAGCGUGCAUGAUGGGCUGGCGUUGAUGCCGGCGCGGUCGUCGGAAGCGGCGGCGAAUGCCACCGCCGACGCGCACUCACACUCACAGCAGCCGCCCGCCGAGCAGCAAACGCAACAAGUCGUCGAGGAUGAUCAGCGACAGAUUGCGGACCCCUCGGCGGUUUGGAGACCCUACUAAUGUAGAACCUGGUUCACACACACAGAGAGACUUUUUCGAUUUCGUUUAGUAUUACGUUUCACGAUUCAUCAUCACAACCCCUGUUUUUAUUAUUGAAUAAAACUUUAUCGCGUUUAUUUAUAUUUCUCUAAGUUUAAGUCCGAGUUGCCUGUGCGUUUUGGACCCGCAUUCAACUGUCACAAGGCAACCGCAAAUUCUAUUAUUAUAUUGAUUGAUUUUAUAUUUGACUGUACAUACCUAUAACAAUUGAAACAAAUAAAUUUCAAAUUUAAAUGUCAAAGUAAAAA